Pieris macdunnoughi is the source of this 2235-nucleotide messenger RNA. The record is from the annotation of a GenBank genome assembly. Lineage: Eukaryota; Metazoa; Arthropoda; Insecta; Lepidoptera; Pieridae.
AUGUUCAGUGGAACGGUGCGCGUUAAGGUGUGUGAGGCUACUGGCCUUAGACCGACGGAUUUUCAGAAAAGGCACAACAUGACCUUCGGGAAGCCUGACGAUCAGCCGAUAGAUCCCUAUGUGUCUAUAGAUGCAGAUGAACAUCAUUUAGACCGCUCCACUACGAAACCCAAAACAUUUGACCCUGUUUGGAACGAAACAUUUUCACAUGAAGUUCAAAGUGCCACUAAUCUAUGCAUCACAGUAUUUCAUGAUGCUGCAAUACCCCCAGAUGACUUUGUUGCUAAUUGCACAAUUCCCUUUGAAGAUCUUAUGCACAGAGAAAAAGAUGCUACAGACUUUUGGGUGGAUCUUGAGCCACAGGGGAAAAUUCAUCUCAAAAUUGAUCUUAAGUGGAAUUCUCAAGCAGCGGGUGCGGCGGCGUCGAGCGGGCCUCGGCGCGAGUUCAAAGAGGGCGCAGGCUUCGCUCGGCGUCGAGGAGCCUUGCGUCGCAGGGUUCAUCAGGUCAACGGACACAAGUUUAUGGCCACCUUCCUUCGCCAGCCCACGUUCUGCUCGCACUGCCGAGAGUUCAUCUGGGGCCUCGGCAAACAAGGCUACCAGUGUCAAGUAUGCACGUGCGUGGUGCACAAGCGGUGUCACUCGUCCAUCGUCACGAAGUGCCCCGGCAUGCGAGAAGACCAGAGCGUGUCGGGCGGACAGCGCUUCAGCGUCAACGUGCCUCACCGCUUCGUGGUGCACUCGUACAAGAGGUUCACUUUCUGCGACCAUUGCGGCUCUCUGCUCUACGGGCUCAUCAAGCAGGGCCUGCAGUGCGAAGUGUGCUCCAUCAACGUGCACAAGCGCUGUCAGAAGAACGUGGCGAACAACUGCGGCAUCAACACCAAGGCCAUGGCCGCCAUCCUCAGCGAGAUGGGCAUCACCCCGGACAAGAACCCUCGUCCCAGAGCCUCCAAGUACUUGAACACGCCCAUGUUGGAAGGCGCACCCGAUUUCAUUCCCGAAGACGGCAAAGACGACAGACGGGACGAGAAAGCUGAGGAGGAGGGCGUGGCGCUGUGGGGCUCGCAGUGGAUGGAGCUCAGAGACAUUUUCACCAACUUCGAAGGUGUCCCCGUGCAGCGGACGCGGCGGUCCCCGUGGGACGAGCUGGAAGAUAUUUUCGGGUUCAAUGAAGGCGGGUCGGGCGGGGCGGAGUGCGAGGGCGGGAAAGUGUCCCUGGACGACUUCCACUUCAUCAAGGUGCUGGGCAAGGGCUCCUUCGGGAAGGUCAUGCUGGCCGAGAAGAAGGGCACCGACGAGGUGUACGCGGUGAAGGUCCUGAAGAAGGACGUGAUAAUUCAGGACGACGACGUGGAGUGCACACUGACGGAGCGGCGCGUGUUGGCCUUGGCCGCCCGCCACCCCUUCCUCACGGCGCUGUACUGCGCCUUCCAGACGCCCGAGAGGCUGUUCUUCGUCAUGGAGUACGUGGACGGAGGGGAUCUCAUGUUCCAGAUACAGCGGGCUCGGAAGUUCGACGAGCCCCGGGCCAGGUUCUACGCGGCGGAGGUGACGCUGGCCCUGCAGUUCCUUCACUCGCACGGGGUUAUCUACCGAGAUCUCAAGCUCGACAACAUUUUACUCGACAGCGACGGCCACUGCAAGCUCGCCGACUUCGGCAUGUGCAAGGAGGGUAUCAUUGACGGAGUCACCACGACCACGUUCUGCGGGACGCCCGACUACAUCGCGCCCGAGAUCCUGCAGGAGCUGGAGUACGGCCCGUCGGUGGACUGGUGGGCGCUGGGCGUGCUCGUGUACGAGAUGCUGGCGGGGCAGCCGCCCUUCGAGGCGGACAACGAGGACGACCUGUUCGAGAGCAUCCUGCACGACGACGUGCUGUACCCCGUGUGGCUGUCCAAGGACGCCGUGUCGCUGCUCAAGGGCUUCAUGACGAAGAACCCGGCGCGGCGGCUGGGCGUGGCCGGCGGCUCGUCGGGCAUCCUGGCGCACGCCUUUUUCCGAGACGUCGACUGGGACGCCCUGGCCGCCCGGCGUCUGCGCCCGCCCUUCCGCCCCAAGACGCGCGGCCGCCGCGACGCCGCCAACUUCGACGCCGAGUUCACCAAGGAGGAGCCGGCGCUGACGCCCGUGCCGCACGACGUCCUGCGGGCCAUCAAUCAGGAGGAGUUCCAAGGAUUUUCGUUCGUGAACGCGGACUUCAACCCGCAGCGCGACGAGCGUCCGACCCAGUGA